AUGUUCUCCAUUCAGAAAAUGUUUGGUGUAAUUGCCAUGCUCUCCAUGAGGCAAGUUCCAUACUCUCCCAUCUCUCAUUGCAACAGAACUAACACCCCACCAGCACCUACACAACCGCCAAACCCCUUGUCACCAUCCCCCCUUGGGCCCAAGGAACACCACUCCCCACCACCCCAUCUCCCUGCUACACAUUCACAGACUACACAUCCCCCACCGUAAUCCGUACGUCCAUUCCCAUCACCUCUCCCUCACUUCCCUACUUCCCCUAACAAACUCUACAUAUCAAAAAACCCACAUACCAAAAACCCAUUUUUACCCGUCCUUACUUGAUUGAGUAUACUAACUAACCCACAACACCAGCCGCCAGCUGCCCACCAACCAACACCUGCCCCCCACACAUCCUCUGCAUCGAAGAAGUAGUAGUAACCAUCACCGCGCCCUGCCCCGACGCACAAUGCCCACUAACUCCCACCGUCACGGCGACCCCCUCGCCCGUUUGUCCUACUUGCGUAACGGGAUGUGAUAAGGCUACAACGACUACGACAGUCACUGAGGAAGGCUGUCAGGCGAGCGUUAACCCGGGUGGUCCUUUGAUCCCUGCUGCUCCUACUACGACUGCUGCUCCUGUCGAGAAGAUCUAG
This is a messenger RNA of Hymenoscyphus albidus, 641 nucleotides long. The record is from the annotation of a GenBank genome assembly. NCBI's taxonomy places the organism in Eukaryota, Fungi, Ascomycota, Leotiomycetes, Helotiales, Helotiaceae.